AUGUCUAGUAAAGAUUCACUUAGAUUAUCUCAUGUUGGACUUGUGGCAAGGAGCCCAGAAGGUCAUGCAGCUAAAGGAAUGGCAAUUAAGGGAAACGAAGACCUUUGGGUUGAAAUCCAGGCUAAUACAUUUAAAAAUUGGGUUAAUGAACAUUUAAAAAGAGUGAAUAUGGAAGUAAUAGACUUUACAUCUGACUUCAUUGAUGGCACUCGACUUUGCGCUUUAGUUGAACUUUUGCAAAAAAGAAAAAUUGGGCCAUGGAAUAAAAAACCAACAAAUCAACAUCAUUUUUUUGAAAAUGUCACAAUGGCUUUGAAUGCAAUAGCUGAAGAUGAAGUAAAAUUAGUUAAUAUUGGUAAUGUAGACAUUGUAAAUGGCAACUUAAAACUUAUUUUAGGCCUUAUUUGGUCUCUGAUUGUUCGAUAUCAAAUCGGAAGAUCUAAAUUUCCCCCCAAGAAAUUGAUGCUGGCUUGGUUAAAGGCAAAAUGUAACAUUCAAAAUUUUACAACGGAUUGGAAUUCCGGUCAAUAUUUAAGUGCAUUAUUGGAAUAUUGCAAACCUGGAUUAUUUCCCCAUUGGAAAAGAAUAGAUAAAACCGACAGUGUUAACAAUUGCCGGCGAGCAAUGGAAAUUGCUAGAAAAGAAUUUAACAUACCUGUUGUACUAGAACCAGAAUAUCUGGCCUCUCCCUUUUUGGAUGAACUAUCCGGAAUGACUUAUUUAUCAUACUUCAUGAAGGAAUACAGUCCAGGAUAUUACGCUACUUUAAAGUGGGUCCAAAAUCAAAUCCCUGAAAAAAACGUUAAAAAUUUUACGACGGAUUGGAACGAUGGUAACGUUUUAUGCAGCUUAGUUAAAUCAUUAGGAGGCUCUGUUCCCGGUUAUAAAUCUUUGAAUUUCGACCCUUUGUUUUGGGAACAAAAUUUAAUGCAGGGAAUUAGAGGCGGAGAAAAAUUAGGAGUCGAACCAAUAUUGAAAGCCAAAGACAUGGCUGAUAAAAAUGUUGAGCAUUUAGGAGUUAUGGCAUAUGCAGCAAAUUUUCAGUGGAUUCCAACUCGAACUGCUCCAAAUCAAAGGAUUAAAGUUUCUUCUGAAAAACACAGUUGCAGAGUCAAUGAAAAUGUAUCUUUUUCAAUGGAAUUUAUGGACGAAGAUGUGGAUGGUAGAGAAAUUAAAGCGUUCGUCAUUAGUCCAAUCGGAAUGACUGAUUGUCGAUUGAAUUUGGGACAGUUUGGAGGAAAAGGGAAUUUUGUACCUUCGGUGGUAGGAAUGCAUCAGUUGAAUGUAAGUUAUGAAGGAGAAAAUGUUAUCGGAAGUCCUCUUUAUGUUAGAGUUGCUCCACCUCUUUCAAACAUUGAAUUUCCUGGUAUAGAACCUUGUGCGAUUGGAAGUAUUGUCGAAGUAUUGGUAAAUUCAUACGGCGGUAGUGCGAGUAAUGUCGAUGUUACAGCUUGGAGUCCUACCGAUCGAUCUCUUCCUUGUCCUGUUCAAUCCAAGGAUGGAAUCUAUACUGCAAAGUUUCAGCCCGAUGAAGUUGGUGAAUGGUCGAUUGCGGUUACUCACAAGGGUGAACACAUCCAAGGAGGACCUUUUCCGUGUUUUGUAUUCGAUCCAAAUGGCAUUAAAUUGCUUAACACUGACGGCGCUUUACCCAACUUGCCGUUUACUUUUCUUUUGGAUGCUUCUGAAACGGGAGGUUUAGGAGAUAUAAAGAUAGAUCUUGUUCACGAAAAAAAAUCUGUUCCACAUACAUUUGAAAAAAUUGCUGAAAAUUUAUAUAAAAUUAACUUUGUACCGAAACAUAAUGGGAAAUACAGGGUUUACGUUUAUUUUUGCGGUAUGGAUGUACGAGGUUCGCCGUUUGUUAUAAGGGUGGGAACGAAAAAAAGAAAUUCAACCUUACCGAAAACUACUGUAAAAGACGUUCUCUCUAAACCCGUAAUUUCAGAAUCUCCAACUUUUGUAAAUCACAUGCGAACGGUCAGUCCUAUUUUAGAUAAUUCGAGCCCACUUUAUUCUCCACAAUUUGUCAAACAAACACAAUAUUUAACAAAAAAUUUGAAAAACAAUUCAAAUAUAAGAGAUAAUUCGGAUUUUGUAUCAGUGAAUACCGUUCAAGUUUCUAAAGAACCAAAUCCUCCGAUUAAAGUUAAUUUAAUUAAUGGGGAACCAUCGAGAAAGGGCAUUUUAAAAACUGAAAAAUUUAUUACCAAUGAUGUUUUAUCAUCUGAUUCUUUUAAAAAAGAAUUAAUGCAACGUAUAAAAUCGCCCAAAAGUCCAAGUUUUACAACUAAUAGUACUGUUUUAAGUUCUACUCCUAUCGAAAAUCAAACAUUGAAAUCUUCAUCAUCUUAUAAUAAAUUUGAACGCAUUCAAAGUCCCAUCGACAGAUCCCUAAGCCCGUUGAAUAAAGUAACGAUAACAUCAAAAGUUUACAAAUCAACCGAACGGAGUUCAAGUCCAAUGAUAAAAAAUUCCAGCCCAGUAAUUUUUAAUAAUCAAAGGGAUUUUAAUGAUAUGGAAGAAAACACGGAUAAAUUUUCAAAUAUUAAAAGUAAGUUUUUUCAUUAUUAUUAUUUAAGGAAAAUAAUCACCAGUAAAAGUAAUUCAUCCUCAUAUUACAACAGUUUGAAUCGCAUUAGUAAACAAGAAACGUCAAAGGAUUACGUCGAUGCUUCACAUCCACGAUUUUUAGAAAAGGACAAUAUUUCAUUUAAAAAUUCAAUUAAGGUAAAUUCUGUUGACAAACCUAGUCCAUUGAUGUCAUCACCAUCGCCAGGGUUAGCUCGAGGAUCUGCACAAGGCGAUUCUCUUAAACUUGUACCUAUAAACGUGCAAUCCGAGAUAGAUUUGGAUUUGGGUCCAGAUAUUGUACCCUCCGAUGUGAAUGUUAUCAUUAUAGCGCCUUCUCGUAAAGACGUACCUGUCAGAAUAAUAAAAUCAGUGUUCAAAAAGAAUUUAUCAGCUAUAUUUACAACCUCGGAAGUCGGAGAACAUUAUGUCGACGUGAGAGUAAAAAAUCAAAGAAUUUCUGGAUCGCCAUUUCGCACUCAUGCAUACAAUGCUCGUGCUAUUAAAGUUGGAAAUAUUCCUAACGGAAAAAUAGGAGAAUCUGUAGAAUUCGAGAUUGAUGGUUCUGAAGCCGGAUCUGGAAAUCUUGAGAUAUUGGUUAAUGGAGGACACGUUACUUCCUUUGUCCGAAAUCUUGGUCAGCAAAGGUUUUUGGCAUCAUUUGUUCCUCAUCAAGCAUUAGUUCAUAUGAUUGAAAUUAAGUUUAAUGGUGAAUACGUACCAGGUAGUCCUUGGCGAGUGACAGUUUCCAGCGGCAAAGCCAUGGCUGUUCUCGGUGAAACAGUCAAGCUGGUGCCAGCUGGUUCUACUGCCGAAUUUUUAAUUAGUGCUCCCGGCAGUUCAAAAGGAAAUUUUGAUGUUCAAGUCAUUAGUCCAUCAAAAAAACAAAUCGAUUCCCGCAUUGUGGAAGAAAAACCUUCGGAAUUUAGAAUUGAAUUUACUCCAACCGAAGUGGGAAGUCAUUUUGUGGAAGUUAAAAUUAAUGGAGUGAAAUUAGCCGGUGGGCCACUAAUUGCUAAGGUGUAUAAUAGCAGCAUGAUAAGAGUUACGGAUGUUGCCAGUGGCGUCGUUGGGCAACCGUGUCAAUUUAAAGUUGAUGCUAGCCAAGCAGGAGAAGGACAAUUGGAGAUUUCAAUAAAUGAAGGUCAAGUCCCCAAUCAUGUACAGGUGGUAGGUGGAGGUCGCUGUUUGAUUUCUUUUACUCCCGAACAACCGAAACCGCAUUACAUAAGCAUCAAGUUUAACGGCGAAACCAUAUUCGGUUGUCCAUUUGUUUGUUCGGUCUCCGACAACAACAAAGUCACAUUGUCUUUGCGUAAUUUGGAACUCAUUCCUGUUAACCAAGUUGCUCGUUUUCAUAUGACCGUAGACGAUAAUAACAACGCAGAACUUGCUGUGUCAGUUAGAGGUCCCACUGGAGAAUUACCCGUAAAAGUAAGCGGUAAUAUAGAUAGUGGCUUUGUUGCCGAAUUUACUCCAAGAGAAGUUGGUGCACAUUCUCUUACCGUCGAAUAUAAUGGACAGCCAGUAGGAGGAACUCCUUUUACUUCGAAAGCAUAUGAUGCUAAAGGAGUUUACGUUGGACCUUUGCCUAAAGGUCAAGUUGGAAAAACCUUAGAGUUUUUAGUCGACGCAAGUCAAGCUGGCGAAGGAAAUUUAGAAAUCACAAUAUCGUCUCGGGGACAUAACAUACCUACUCAAGUUCUUCCACAAGGCAAUGCUCGGUUUUCCGUUUCAUUUUUGCCCAUUGAAGCAUCUGACCACGUAAUCAGUAUUAAUUUCAAUAAAGAAAGCGUACCUGGCUCACCUUUUAUAGCUGAGGUACAAGGCGAUUCGCCGCAUAAUAUAACGGUUUCGGGUUCGUCAUUAAGCGCGGCUCCGGUCGGUAAAAAUUCUUAUUUCACAUUGAGCAAUGUGGCCGGUGGUGUUGAAGAUAUCGAAGUUAACGUUGAGGGUCCCAAUGGACAAAGUGUACCGGCACAAAUGAAAGAAAAUGGAGGCGGAAUUCAUACAGUUGAAUUCUCUCCAAAAGUUGUUGGAGAACAUAAAAUAAUGAUAAAUUAUAGAGGAGUUGCUAUUGCUGGAAGUCCAUUCAAAUGUAAAGUUUACGAUUGCAAAGCAAUUAAAGUUAAAAAUGUGGAUAAAGGCGUCGUUGGAAAGCCCGUCACGUUUUUAGGCAAUCAAGCAGGACCUGGAAAUUUGGAAGUGACCGUUAAUGGAGGUCGAGUUCCAACAUCAGCUCAAGCUCAGGGUUCACAAACAUAUGCAAUAUCAUUCACACCCCGUGAAGCGAUUCCUCAUACUGUUGAAUUAAAAUUUAAUUCGGAGCAUUUACCCGGAAGCCCUUUUGUCUGCCAAGCUACAGAUGCGGCUAAAAUAGUGAUGCCUUCCGAGGGAAUGGAAAAAGUUGGCGUUGGACGUGUGGCUUCAUUCGUUAUUGAAGCUGAUUCUAACAUGGGCGUUUUGGAUAUUCAAGUUUUAAGUCCGACUAGAAAAAAUGUUCCUGUUAAUUUAAAUAAUUUGUCAUAUAAUAAAUACGAAGCGAGUUUCACUCCGGAAGAUGUGGGGGAUCACAGUGUUGAAGUAAAAAUCAAUGACAACCACGUCGAUGGCAGCCCUUUUUUGGUCAAAGCUUACGAUGCGAACAGAGUUAAAGUGGCCGACGUUAAUUCAGGAAUCGUCGGAAAACCUGUUUUUUUUAGCAUUAACGCUUCACAAGCCGGAGCUGGAAAUUUAGAAAUUAUCGUAUCCGUAAAUGGUAGAAAUGUUCCGAAUUAUGUUCAGUCCGAGGGUAAUGCUAAAUUUCGAGUAAAUUUUAAACCUCAAGAAGCAGCUCCUCACAAUCUUAGCGUGAGAUUUAACGGAGAGCCCGUACCUGGAUCUCCUUUCGUUUGCAAAGUAUUAGGAAGUAAUCAAAUAAUUGUUUCCGGCCCUGCGCUUAAAAUGACACCGAUCGGUCAAGAAACGUGCUUAUAUAUCGACCCUCAAGUAAGUAACUCCGGUAUCAAUGCGCAAUGUCAGGUUUCCAUACAAUCCCCAAGUGGGAAAAUGUUACCCGUCGUAUUAACUAAAUUGGAUGGAAAAUAUUCAGCCAGUUUCACUCCGGAUGAAGUCGGCCGACAUUCCAUAGAUGCUAUUCUCGACAAAAAUCUUGUUAAAGGCAGUCCAUUCGCAUGUAACGUUUAUGAUGUUGCUAGAGUUAAAAUCUCUGGUUUGGGACCCACAAAAGUUCAAAAACCGGUUACAUUCAGAGUUGAUGCGAGUGAAGCUGGUGAGGGAACGUUGGAAUUAGUUGUUUCGACAGAACGUUCUACGGUGAAAGCAGAAGUUGUGGCUUGUGCAAGAGGUCUCUAUGACGUCACGUUUGUUCCCCACGAAGCCAUAGUUCAUUUUGUCAAUAUUUCUUUUAAUGAAGAAGAUAUUCCAGAAGGUCCGAAGGAAAACGUGGUCGGACAGAAAACAUUUUUCGAUGUUCAAGUGUUUGGAGCUAAUGGUCACAUAGACAUGGAAAUAUUAGAUGAAAAAGGUUCUUGCGUCCCUUGCAAAGUUCAAAGAAUCACAAACGGGAAAUACAAAGCGAUUUUCACUCCUACCGUUACUGGAGUGCAUCAGAUAACAGUUUUUAACAACGAACAACUCAUCAAUAAACAACCUUUUGUUAUUGAAGUUUUUGAUCCCGCAGCCGUUCACGUUUUAGAUUUAGAACCCGUUGAUUCUAGAGAAGCCGGGCCUGGAACUUUAACUGUUAGCGUGAGAGCAGCUGGAAGUCCUAUUAAACAUUCCGUCAAAGAUUUGAGCGAGGGUCUCCACGAGAUAACUUUUCACCCCACUAUAGCCAUUCCGCACAAAAUAGAUAUUAAAUACAACGGUCUCCACAUUCGUGGUUGUCCUUUAGAGCUACCGAUCAAAAAUCCAGCCGUCGGACAAGAUGUCAUGGCUACUGGAUCGGGAUUAUACGAAGCAAAAGUUGGAAAAUCUAGUUCUUUUGUCAUUGAAACACUCGGAAAUCCGAGCAAAGAUUUUGAUAUAGUUAUCACGGGUCCAAAUUCUUCGGCAGUACCCGUUCGAUGUUACCAACAAAAAGAUGGGAAUUUUGACCCUUUUGAUUGGUUUUUAGGUUUGUACAAAAUUGAAGUGAGCCACGGUACCCGUCCAGUCAGAGGUAGUCCCUACAUUUGUCACGUUCACGAUUCUUCAAAAGUAAAAAUCCAGGAUGUAAUAAAACCGGUGUCUCUUAAUUCUCCAGCAACACUUAAAUUGAUGCGAAAAGGUGCGGGAUUCGCCGAACUUGACGUCGCAGUGACAAGUCCUUUGGGUCAAGAUUUGCCCAUUCAGAUAAAAUCUGGACCAGAUAGAGAAUCAGAUUUAAUAGAAUUUACUCCUACGCUUCCAGGAAAUUAUAAAUUUAAAAUAACUUACGGUGGAGAUGAAAUUCCUGGUUCUCCUUUGCUUUUAACAUGCGAGGACUCGGAACCGGUAAAAGCUUACGGAGAUGGUAUUAAUUACGGACAAGUAGAUAAUUUGGUUACUUUUCGGGUGAACGCAAGUAGCAAACCCGUAAUAAAAAUAGAUGGUCCAGACACGUCUCCAUCUCCAAAAAUUGAAAUGGAGAGUUCGGGUGUUUAUGUAGUAUCAUAUGUUCCGAGAGAAAUCGGAGUUUUUGACAUUCAAGUCAUAGUUGGAGACCGUGAAAUUUUGGGUUCUCCCUUUCAUCCAAAGAUUGUAGACGCAAGAAAAGUUAGAGUCAUCGGUGGUUGGGAAAGUAUCUGUGAUUCUUCUGGCAAACUUGAACUACAAGUUCAUCAGACAAAAAAAAUUAGUCUCGACGUUUCAGAAGCCGGGCCCGGUUCAUUAACUGCCGAAUUCCGAGGUCCCGACGGAGAAAUAAUUCCAGCCGCCGUUGGUCCUAUAACGUCUAAUAAAGUUAAGGUUUUACUCACUCCCAGGGAUUCCGGAGAGCAUUCUUUGCAUUUGUACUUCGGAGGUGUCCCAGUUCCCGGAACUCCUUUAAAAGCCGAUGGAUCAACCAAUGGAGGACCCGUCAGAGUUGUGUUGACAGGAAAGGGUCUUGUUUCCGCCAAAUGUCAUCAAGAAGCGGAAUUCACGAUUGACGGAUCACAAGCUGGUCCCGGCGUACCGGAAGCCUCGUUAUCCGGCAGUAAAGGAGACGUGCCCAUCAAUUUAGAAAGUAUCGGAGAGAGCAUAUUCAGGGGUAGUUACACCCCUUCACUCCCUGGAACUUAUUUUCUUAACGUCAUGUGGGCCGACAGACAAGUUAAAGGUUGUCCGCUCAAAGUAAAUGUUACGGCUUCUGCGGAUGCGUCGCAAGUUGCUUGCAGCGGCGACGGUUUACGAGUGGGUACCGUCGGCAAAGAAAUCCGAUCGUUCAUUGACACUCGACGAGCCGGCCCCGGGGAGUUGACAGCUCAUUGCGUGGGACCUCACAAGGUUGCAUAUUGCGAGUUGUACGAUCACGGAGAUGGAACUUUUACACUUAAUGUUAAACCACAAGAAUCGGGUCGUCACGUAUUGACAAUAAAAUAUGGCGGAGAUCACGUUCCGGGAUCUCCGUACACUCUCAGAGUUGCCGGAGCACCCGAUCCAUCAAAGGUCAGAGUUUACGGUCCAGGUAUCGAACACGGAGUCUUGGCAACUUUUCAAAGCAGAUUCAUAUGCGAUACGAGGGGUGCCGGUGCCGGUCAACUUACAGUUAGAGUGAGAGGUCCAAAAGGUGCUUUUCGUGUCGAAAUGCAAAGGGAAAGUCAAAAGGAUAGAACGAUUUUAUGUAAAUUUCAUCCUACGGAACCUGGAGAUUAUAGGGUCGAAGUUAAAUGGGCCGGAGAACUUGUACCUGGUUCUCCAUUUAAUGUUAUGAUUUUUGAUACUCAGGAAGAACUCACUCGUUUUUUGCAGGGUCAACAAUCCCCGGGAUCCGAUGUGUACGGAAGCGUAAGUUACGGUCACGUACCUGGAUCUUUGGGAAGACAAUCAUGGAGAGGAUCUCAACCCACUCUGUAA
Molecule: messenger RNA, 8589 nt
Organism: Pediculus humanus corporis (human body louse)
Lineage: Eukaryota; Metazoa; Arthropoda; Insecta; Psocodea; Pediculidae
Exons: 44
Coding region: 1-8589 (2862 amino acids)
Biological process (GO): actin cytoskeleton organization
Molecular function (GO): actin filament binding
Source: RefSeq, a predicted model, not a curated record